Drosophila eugracilis is the source of this 1230-nucleotide messenger RNA. Its product is annotated as endoplasmic reticulum resident protein 44. The transcript has 2 exons. The record is from RefSeq and is a predicted model, not a curated record. NCBI's taxonomy places the organism in Eukaryota, Metazoa, Arthropoda, Insecta, Diptera, Drosophilidae. Bases 1 to 1230 code for a protein of 409 amino acids.
AUGAAGCUAACCGGCAGUUUGGAUAUUCUCAUUUUGCUGGCAAUUCUAGUUUCUAUACCUUCUCUUAUAACUGCAAAUUCUGCAGUGGUAGUGACGAAAGAAAACUUUCAAGAAAUUCUGAAUUCCAAUGAGUUGCUGUUGCUCAGCUUUUAUACGGAUUGGUGCCGUUUUAGCCAGAUUUUGGAACCCAUUUUUGAGGAGGCGGCGGCGAAGGUUCAUCAGAAAUUCCCUGAACCUGGCCGUGUGAUCCUGGGAAAAGUGAAUUGCGAUGUUGAAGAGCUAUUGUCCGACCAGUUUGAUAUACUAAAGUAUCCCACUCUGAAGAUCAUUAGAAACGGAUUGAUUAGCAAUCAGGAGUACCGCGGCCAGAGAUCUGUGGAGGCCUUCGUGCAGUUUGUGGAGAAAGAGCUUUCGGAUCCCAUUAAAGAGUUCCACCGGAUCGAUGAGCUUACAAAUGCCGAAGUGGGCGAUGGCAUGGUUAUUGGUUAUUUUGCAUCCAAGGAUCAUGUGGAAUAUGAUAACUAUCGCAGGGUAGCGAGUCUUCUACGAGAUGAUUGUAGAUUUCUUGUGGGUUUUGGUGACUUAACUAAAAAUCUUCGUCCACCCGGAAAGAAUGUCCUCAUCUUUCGCGGAGAUCCCUCCAUUCGAAACCAAAAGCACCCCUACGCGGAGUACUCGGGCAACAUGACCAGCUUUAAGGAGUUAACCGCUUGGGUCGAUAAGGUUUGUCUGGCAAUGGUGCGAGAAGUAACCUUCAACAAUGCCGAGGAGCUAUCCGAGGAGGGACUGCCUUUCGUUUUGCUGUUCUACAACAAAAAAGAUCUGAGUCCCAUACAGGAGUUCAAGAAUGCGAUUCAUGCCCAACUGGAAAAUGAGACGAGGGUUAAUUUCCUGACUGCAGACGGGGAACUCUUCAAGCACCCACUCUUCCAUUUGGGCAAGUCCAUGGAUGAUCUGCCACUAAUCGCCAUCGAUUCCUUUGUCCACAUGUACCUGUUUCCGGAAUUCAAGGAUAUUCACCGUCCCGGUGUCCUUAAGAAGUUCAUCGAUGAUCUCUUCAGCGGCACACACCAUUAUAAUUUCCACUUGGCACUCGAUGCUCAAGAAAAAUCUGAGUCCACAAUCGAUCCAGCUGAAAUCCCGCCGGUCGUCCGCGAGUCGAAGUUUAAGGAGCUUAUGCCCUCCAAGCACCGCUAUACCUUGGUCAACCGUACUAGAGAUGAGUUGUAA